CCAGGCGGUUUCCGGUGCGCGCCGCGCGCUGAUUUGGCCCCGUCCGCGCCGCGCCGCCAUGGCGGCCCCGGGCCUGUCCAAGGCCGAGUAUCUGCGGCGCUACCUGGGCGGGGCCGCGGCCGAGCCGGAGGGCGGCAGGCGCAAGCGGAGGAAGAAACCGCCGGGGAGCGGCGGCAGGGGGAUGCGAAUAGUGGAUGAUGAUGUGAGCUGGAAUAGCAUUUCUGCUGCACAAGAGAAAGAGGAGGUGGAAGAGGAUGAAGGGGAUCUGCCUGUGGUGGCAGAGUUUAUUGAUGAGCGUCCAGAAGAAGUGAAACGGAUGGAAGAAUUCCGGACAAAUAAUAAAUGGAAGCUUUUAGGAGAUCAGAAUGAAGAUUCACAAAGCUCAGACCUUUCUCUAGCUGCCAAGUCUACAGCAAGUUCAGAAACCACAAAACAAAAGAAAAUAAAACACUCGUCUGAACCAUCACCUCCCAGGAGAGGUCGCCAUGAUUCGCCUGAGAUCUCUCCACCCAGGAAACAGCGUCAUGAUUCUUCAGAUGAGUCUCCAUCCAGGAAUCAGCGCCGGGACUCGCCGGACCUGUCGCCGCCCCGCCGGGGCCGCCGGGACUCGCCGGACCUGUCGCCGCCCCGCCGGGGCCGCCGGGACUCGCCGGACCUGUCGCCGCCCCGCCGGGACUCGCCGGACCUGUCGCCGCCCCGCCGGGGCUGCCGCAACUUAGUGUCAGGAAGAAAAAGCAACAAAACUAUGGACAAAUCACUACCAGGAGGAAUCCAAGGAGAGCAAUCUAAUCUGAGAUCCGGCUUCCCACACAAGUCCUCAUCGCAUCAUAAGCAGCAGAUAACUCCAGAUCUUUCACCCCCGAGGAAGAACAGAGAUAAUUCUGACCUGGCCACAUCACCAUGUCAGAGAAAGAGAACUGGAUCACCUAGUGGGCUGAAAAAACAGAGCAGCACAAGAGGCUUUUCUCCAGCCAAUAACAAGCCUAAACUGGCUCCAUCGCCUAAAAGGCACAAGAGGCAUGACUCUGAUUCUUCACUGCCACUGAAGAGUUCCCAGGGUUCCUCUGAUUCUGACCUUUCCCCCCUUCGGAACAGUCGCAGACCAGGCCUGCUACACCGUGACUCCCCCGCCAAACUCUCUCCUCCCAAGAGGAAUCAGAACACGUCUUCGGAUUCUGAUUUAUCUCCGCCCCGAAGGAGUCGGGCAGCUGGAAAGAAACUCCACAGUUCAAGGAGCUCUCCUGGCCUCUUGCCUCCUCGUCGAGGCCCAGAUUCUAAAAGAUCUUUCCAGGGGGAGAGAGGAGAGGACCAGAGGGCCAGCCAGAUGCUGUCUGGGGGUAAAGCUGGCUUGGUGUCAGCUGACCUGCUGCGAAGAGAACAGCAGGAGCACAGGAGACAUGACAGAAAUAACAAACACUUGGAAGAUGAAUCCCAAAAUGCUGAAACAGUCUUUCGAGACAAGUCAGGCCGCAAGAGGGACCUUAUGCAGGAACGACUUGAACAGCAGAAGAAGGCGGAGGCGAAAUCUGAGAGAGAUGAGCUCUAUGCCAAGUGGGGCAAAGGCCUGGCUCAGAGUAGGCAGCAGCAGCAGAAUGUGGAGGAUGCAGUAAAGGAGAUGCAGAAGCCAUUGGCACGUUACAUUGAUGACCAAGACUUGGAUCAGAUGCUUCGAGAGAAGGAAAGAGAAGGGGACCCCAUGGCUAACUUCAUCAAAAAGAAGAAAGCCAAAGAGAGCAAGGAUAAGAGAGAGAAGCCCAGGUACAAUGGACCAACACCUCCCCUGAACAGGUUUAACUUAUGGCCUGGGUAUCGCUGGGAUGGAGUGGACAGAGUGAGGUGCUGGUUCAACACCCCGGAAGACCAGAGUCCUCUGUUGACCAGCACAAAGGGAGCAGCCUGGGUCCAAUGGGUUUGAACAGAAGCGCUUUGCCAGGCUAGCCAGCAAGAAGGCAGUUCAGGAGCUUGCAUAUAAAUGGAGUGUUGAGGACAUGUAAACAAAAGAGAAAACCAAAUGGAAGAUUGCUCCUGGCUCCCUGGCAGGGAGGAAGAGUCCUCAGUACACCUAAUGCUGUUGCAAGAGCUGUAAGAAAUUGCUCAUUCUUCCCUGAACACCUCUUCUCCAUAGCAUUCAGUGUUAAAGCGGACUACUUGGGGAUGACAAGGCUGCCUCUAAUGGAAAGUUCAAGAUGUUCCUGGAAGAGGAUGAAAACAGGUCACUCUGUCCAGGCAGGCAGAGAGGAGAAGGGAGAAACUUUGGGUCCCUUGAGCACAGAGAAGAACUUCUACAGCUUUACUGCGAGCAGCUGACAGGUUGAAUGCAGAGGCAAAGUGCAGUGUCCUGCUACCUGCAGGAGCUGUUCUGAUCUGUUGGACCUGCUGCGAGAUGCAGAAGAGACACCAGUUUCUGGCAUUAAUUUUUUUUUUUAACAAAUUAUAUAUAAAUACAUUUGUAACCCUAUUUUCAGCCAAACUCCUGGUCCCCUAGAGGUGUUUUUGGGAUCUGUUGGGUUUUAAGUUGUGUCCCAAAUCUCAGGUGCUUCUUUGGGGUUCAGAGAGGAUUAAAGAAAACUAGUUCAUAGAAUAAUUAUGCUUUUGCGUGUCAAGAUUGUAAACCGAAAGUUGAGAUUUCAACUGUGGGGAGCUCAACAGGUAUUUGUAGGCAGUGGUGGUAGCUCGGGCUUUAAUACCAUCAGAUGGCUUGUCGCUGUUGUGCCCCAGAAAGUCUGCCUGAUGUCAUUGCUAAAGGAGCCUGAAGUGGCUUUUCUGUCCUGCAAUGUGUGGAUUCCUCGACUGGCAGUGAAAGUUGGGGUAAAGCAGAAACCCCUCCUGCUCUUAGCUGUGAGCUACGCUAAGUAGACGAAUAUUUUCUACAAUGCCUUGUUCCAUAUGGUGUAACAUCACUAUCUUGUUCCUUCCUAAAUGGGGUUUUUGGAGAGAGGGGUGUGGGGGAGAAACUCUUUUGUUGUAUUUGACAAAAAACCCAUCCUGGCUAAAAGGUCUGGCAGUUGGUCUGGGUUAACUCCUUAUGGAAAGAUGCAGUUAAUGGUGGGUUUAAAUGUACUACCCUGAAUGUGAUUUUCUUUUGAGUAUCUGAUGGCAAGGGGUUGGUCUCUAUCAAGCGGUCUGACAGUACCAAGCUAGCUUGGCAGUUGCAAAGUCACAGCCUUGCUGUUUGCAUGUUUGUUUAAACCUGAAAUCUAACUUUCAGAACAGAUGACUGCUAUGCCAAGACUCUGAGCCACAGCUAAGGGAGAGACAAUGUGGCCUGGUCCCUCCUGUUGAGAAAGCACCUCUGAUCUCACAGGCAGCUGUUGUUUUACUUUACAUCUUUGUUUUCUUUGUAGAGAGAAGGUGUUGAAUGCCCCAGCUGUUUCCAUGGAAGGUCCUUGCUUAGUAGCAGUCUGGGUCUUGGGAUAGCAAUUAGGCUCCCAUGGUUCUCGUACUGCAUGAGGGUGCUGGGUAAGAAGUAUAGUGCAAAGGUUUUCUUAGGAAAUGUGAUUCUUGGGGUGGUGCGCUCUCCUGGUCAAAAGGUCAAGCUCCUUUUUUAUUUAACAGGUUAAAUUUCUAGCGGUCCUCUAACCUGGAUGUACAAUUGUAAAUAAUAACUUUGUUUUUAGCUG
Dermochelys coriacea (leatherback sea turtle) is the source of this 3620-nucleotide messenger RNA. RefSeq names its product BUD13 homolog (gene BUD13). The record is from RefSeq and is a predicted model, not a curated record. The transcript has 12 exons. Lineage: Eukaryota; Metazoa; Chordata; Testudines; Dermochelyidae. Bases 59 to 1915 code for a protein of 618 amino acids. Gene Ontology annotation, cellular component: RES complex; U2-type spliceosomal complex. Gene Ontology annotation, biological process: mRNA splicing, via spliceosome. Gene Ontology annotation, molecular function: RNA binding.